Messenger RNA from Cyclocybe aegerita, 1221 nucleotides. The record is from the annotation of a GenBank genome assembly. Lineage: Eukaryota; Fungi; Basidiomycota; Agaricomycetes; Agaricales; Hemipholiotaceae.
AUGCAAGUUCAGGUUCUUUCCAUCACAACUCCUCCAGUUCCUGCAUCCUAUAAGUCACCGAAUGUACCCUCGGGGUCCCGAAUUUCCGACCCCCAUCCAUCGGGUCAUCGCACCCUCCUACCUGUAGGACCCGCAUACCUCACGCACCUGCGCUUGUCGUUACACCACAAGCACUCGUUCUCGUCCCUUGAUAAGCACCUUGCUGCCGAACGCGAGCGUCUGGCCGCCCUCCACGGAGAUGACACGAACGGAGAAGAUGAUCUCGGUGUGGGCGACGAGGAGGAAACGCAGGAGUUAUUGAGUUUGGAUCCAAAGGAAUGGAAGAAACAAGACCACUACGCCGUCCUCGGUCUCUCGCAUCUUCGUUACAAGGCCACGGCGGCGCAGAUCAAGAUUGCGCAUCGCAAAAAGGUGCUGAAGCACCACCCCGACAAAAAAGCCGGCUCGACCUCGACCUCAACUGCCCACAAUUCGCUCUACCUCGCCGGCGUCAAUCAAAACACGAAUGACGAUGCGUUCUUCAAGUGCAUCCAAAAGGCGCACGAGGUCCUGACCAACCCCGAAAAGCGCCGCCAGUUCGACUCCGUUGAUCCUGUUUUCUUGGACUUUGAGGAGGACAUGCCGAACGCGACGGAGUUCAAGAACAAGAACCUCGAUUUCUUCAAGACGCUCACGCCGGCGUUCGAGCUCUACGCUCGCUUCUCGAAGAAACAACCCGUUCCUGGGCUCGGCCAUAUCGACUCGACGAAGGAAGAGGUUGAAGGCUUCUACGACUUUUGGUACAAUUUCGACAGCUGGCGGAGCUUCGAGUGGCUGGACAAGGAGAUCAACGAAGGCAGUGACAGCCGUGAUGACAAACGCUACACCGAGAAAAAGAACAAAUCGGAGCGUGCGCGCCGAAAGAAGGAGGACAUUGCGAAGUUGAGGAAUCUCGUCGACAUGACUCUCAGCUUUGACCCUCGCAUUAAACGGAUCAAGCAACAGGAGAAAGAAGCCCGCGAGGCGAAGAAGCGUGGUGUCACCCCUGGUGCACCAGCAAAGAAAACAAAACAACAGGAGGAGGAAGAGAAAAAGAAAGCUGAGCUCGAGGCGAAGCAAAAGGAGGAGGCAGAACAGGCUGCUCGUGCGGAGGCAAAGAAGCAGAAGACGGCGGCUGCUAAUGCUGCGAAGAAGGCAAGAAGACAGCAGCGUGCAGCUGAGGAGGCUGCCGCUGGUACUUAG